This is a messenger RNA of Geodia barretti, 1257 nucleotides long. The record is from the annotation of a GenBank genome assembly. Lineage: Eukaryota; Metazoa; Porifera; Demospongiae; Tetractinellida; Geodiidae.
CUGGGCCUAGACCACCGGACGGCGCCGGUGGAGCUGCGCGAGCGACUCAGCGUGGAGCGGGAUCAGCUCCCCGACGCGCUGGCACAGCUCGCGGAAUACGUUCCACAGUCGGUUAUCGUUUCCACCUGCAACCGGACUGAGGUAUACACCUACGACCCGGACGACAUUGGGUUGGUGGGCCGAGUCGGCGACUUCCUGAUCGGCUAUUCGGGGGUGCCGGGCCCGGAGCUGGAGCGGCACAUCUACCAGCUAUGGGAAGCGGACUGCGUCUCCCAUCUGUUCCGCGUGGCCAGCGGGCUGGAAUCGAUGAUCGUGGGAGAGCGACAGAUCCUGGGCCAGGUGCGGGCCGCGUUCAGCGUGGCCAGCCAGGGCGGUUACAUCAAGAGCCCCUUGACGCGGGUAUUCCACGAUGCCCUGCGCGCCGGCCGACGGGUACAUCGGGAGACCAACAUCGGGCGGCAUUCGAGAUCGGUGAGUCGCGCGGCGGUGCAGUUGGCCCGUGGCUUGUUCGACCGUCUCGACGACCGUCGCGCGCUGGUGAUCGGAGCCGGCGACGCGGGGCGCAUGGUGGCGCGGGCGCUAACCGACGCCGGCGUCCAGCAAAUUGCCGUGGUCAACCGCACGCACUGGCGCGCCCAGGACCUGGCGCGGGAACUGGGUGGCGUGGCGACGCCUUUCGAGAAUUUGGGCCGCGCGCUGGCGGACGCCGACCUGGUCAUCAGCAGCACCGGGUCGCCCGGGUACGUGGUGGAUGAAGCGAUGGUCGCGGACGCCCUCACCUCGCGUCGCAGCGACGAGCCGAUGAUGCUGAUCGACAUCGCAGUGCCCCGCGACAUCGAGCCGUCGGUGGGCGAUCUGGAUCGGGCGCGGCUGUUCGACAUCGACGCGUUGGCACAGGUGGCCGAGGUUUCGCUGGACGACCUGGCGGGCGAAGUGCAGAACGCGGGCACGCUGGUUGACGCGGAACUUGCCCGAUUUUCGGAGUGGUGGCACUCCUCGGAUACCAUGGAACUGGUGGUCGGCGUGCGUCAGCGGGCGGACGCGAUGCGCCGUCAAGAGGUGGCCCGAACCCUCCAGAUAAUGGGCGAAGACAAGGAAGGCGAACUGGCGGAACGGCUACACGCCAUGACCAACGCGCUGGUCAAGAAGCUGCUGCACCAGCCCACGGUGGAACUGCGCUCCGGGGACAACACCACGGACUACCGCGUGGCGCGUCGGCUGUUCGGGUACGACGACGAUCGGCGCAGCCGGCGCUGA